This is a messenger RNA of Medicago truncatula (barrel medic), 1477 nucleotides long. Its product is annotated as peptide chain release factor 1. The record is from RefSeq and is a predicted model, not a curated record. Gene Ontology annotation, cellular component: chloroplast. The transcript has 6 exons. Lineage: Eukaryota; Viridiplantae; Streptophyta; Magnoliopsida; Fabales; Fabaceae. Gene Ontology annotation, biological process: translational termination. Gene Ontology annotation, molecular function: translation release factor activity. Bases 39 to 857 code for a protein of 272 amino acids.
AACCUGUGACUGAGAGAACUCACAAUACAGUCAUAACAAUGGCACACAAAAUCAUUUUCAAACCAACCUUCAUCCUCAAUCUCAAACAACAAUUCACAACAACAACAACAUCACAAACCCACAACAUUUCCCACUGCCACUUUCUCCAUCAUCCAUUUUUCAACAUCAAAAUUCGCCCAAUCUCACUCCACUCCACAACACCAAUAACCACCACCGCCGCCGCCACCGCAAAUCACGGCGGUUAUCUAGACCUAACCGACGAUGACCUAAUGCGACAGUGCGAAAUGGGUACAUUCAAAACCUCUGGUCCUGGUGGUCAGCAUCGUAACAAACGUGAAUCUGCUGUUCGCCUUAAACACUUACCCACUGGUAUCAUCGCUCAGGCUGGUGAGGAUCGAUCUCAGCAUAUGAACCGUGCUUCUGCUAUUAAACGCCUUCGCUCUCUUAUAGCUCUAAAAGUCAGGAAAACGGUAGAUCUUGAUGCUUAUUCGCCACCUCGAGAGCUUCUUCAGAUCCUUCCUCCGAAGUCAUCAAUUAGAGGGUCAGAUAUUGGUUCACAAAUUGGACCCAAUAACCCAAAAUUUGCAAUGGGAAUGCAAGCUCUUUUGGAUCUUAUUUUUGCAGUUGAUGGAUCGGUCUCGGAUGCUGCAAAAUAUCUCGGGUUAUCUACUGGAGCACUGUCUCGGUUAAUCUUAUCUGAUGAUUCACUUAGAAAGGAAGUAAAUGAUCUGCGAGCAUCAAAGAGUCAGCACCAGAUUGAUCGUCGCCAGUGGGAUGAAAGGUUACCACUAAUAAAAAUCUCGGUAUUCGUACACCAAGACCAUAUCAAAAACCAGUGUGCUGAGGCAGCGCCUUAGAGGACGAUGCACACAUGAGAUCACUGUCGACAAUGAUCUCUUUGGGGUAGGUCGGUUUCGAGGAGGUGGUUGUAGUGGUCUGGCUGGUUGAUUAAAAAGUUAAAAAGUCGCUGGAGUUGACAAAAUUGAAAAAACUGAAAGGUGGUGUUGUCUGCGAGAAAAGCCGCCUCUGAUUUGAGGUGGUUUUGCUGGUUGAUUGUCGCUAGAGUUGACAACGACAGACGAUUGUAUGUGGUCAAAAUUGAAAAAAAUGAAAGGUGGUGUUGUCAGUGGCAAAAGCCGCCUCUGACAGCGGUGGUGAAGCACGAAGACCGGUCACAAAAUUAGAACCUGCGCUGAUACCGUCUUAAAAAUUGUGUUUAGACUUAACACAAUUCCACAAAACUCUCAACCGAUGUGGAAUUCUUUAACGCAUCCCUUCACGCCCAACACUGAUGGGCUUGAUGUGUAAAUAUAAAUGAUGGGUGGUCUGAUAGCAGGUGGCGAAACGGAUGUUGGAGUAUGCUUUGAUACCAUCUUAUAAUGUAUUUCUGUGUGAAUAAUUGUGUCUAUUGUGAGCACAUUGAUAGUAUAUUUAUUUUCAUGAGUUGAUGAAUAAUGUUAGUUAUAAUAUUAAUCAA